ACUGUUUCUUUUAUGAUAAACAGUAAGAUGGAAGACGAUUUUGCCUGCCAAAUGAAGAAGAUGGCCUUGGUCAUGGGGGCCUCCCUGACAGAUAAGGAUAUUGACCGACUGCCUUCAGACAUGAGGCAUCAUGGUUCAUUCAACUACACCAAGUUCUUUGAACACAUGCAGAAGUUUCUGAAAUCAGGAGAGCAGGAGGCACAGUUGCGAAAGGCUUUUCAGAUGCUCGACAAGGAUGGCAGUGGCUUCAUCGAAUGGAAUGAAAUCAAGUACAUCUUAUCCACAAUGCCCAGCAAUGUGCCAGUGGUGCCCCUGUCAGAUGAAGAGGCUGAAGCCAUUAUCCAAGCAGCUGAUACAGAUGGGGAUGGGCGGAUUGAUUUUCAAGAGUUUUCCGAUAUGAUCACAAAGGAGAAGAUUCUGAAGAAAAAGUAGAAGACAGAAGACAAGCUUCCCUUGUCAACAGUGUUGUGUGCCAGUGGGGGUUGGGGUAUGGAACUUGUCUGUGUCUCUGAUCAAGCUAUGCUUGUUGAAAGCCCCUCUCCCAAUUAUUUUUGCAGGGUGGGAGGAGGGAAGUCUGCAGCUUGCUGUCAAGGCUCACUGAGUGGCCUCUGCAGUUUACAAGGUUAGCUUAGCCCCCGUGGGGAUGCAUGAGGAUUUUGUUGUUGCACUUUUGAUUUAAAAAAAAAAAAACAACUUUGCAAUUAUUUGCAG
Pogona vitticeps (central bearded dragon) is the source of this 711-nucleotide messenger RNA. It is a transcript of the gene PVALEF, whose product is annotated as parvalbumin like EF-hand containing. Gene Ontology annotation, cellular component: cytoplasm. Lineage: Eukaryota; Metazoa; Chordata; Lepidosauria; Squamata; Agamidae. The record is from RefSeq and is a predicted model, not a curated record. Gene Ontology annotation, molecular function: calcium ion binding.